AUGUCGCUCAUAAGCUAUCCUCCCAACGUGUUCUGCCUCUCCGUCAAACAGCAGCCUCGCGAGGCUCUGGUUGUGGCCAAGGGCAAGGACAAGGCGCGCAAGGCGAUCGAUCCACCACCUAUCGUUCAGCUUGACGUCAAGCAACAUCGAGAUCCCCAGAAGAAUUUCCUUCAGAACCCGUACCUGUUCAUGCAGGUCAGCUUGUACAAGGCUGAUCGAGAUGAGCCACAUCCUGGACGCGACAUUUUGACAGGCACUCUGACAUCCUCACUACACCGCCUGAAAGACCAGACCAACGACGAGGUCGGCCUUUUUGUGUUCGGAGACAUUUCUGUAAGGAUACUGGGUUCCUUCAGGCUCCACUUCAGUAUGUGGGAGUUCAGCCAAGUGGAGCAGCGAGCAAUAUUCAUGGCAAGUUGUACCAGUGAGAAUUUCAGUGUGUUGGCGCCCAAAGACUUCAAAGGCAUGGAGGAGUCUACUGCCCUUAGCCGCUGCAUCGCCGACCAGGGCGUCCGUCUCCGACUGCGUAAAGAGGCUAGAACCGGAGCUGGUAGCAAGCGUUCGUAUCCAUACGACAGCCCUGUCAACAUCGCACAAGCUCACGUAAGCCUCUCCAACGAGUUCUCCUCGUCCUUCGACGGAGAGCAUUCACCCAUCAAGCGAGAGAGCACAUACAACUCGAACAGCCAGACCGAGGCACCGACUCACUCUACCAUUGAGCAAUCAUACUAUGCUCAGCCUCCUUACAAGCGAUCUUUUCCAUCGUACCCUCCUGUUGGGCAUCCACCUCCCAUCGCCGCCCCUUAUAACAUGAUGGGCCACUCGAGCAUGGUCGGUCAACACUCGUCGCUCAUGAGUCCUCCUGGAAUUUUGCCUUCAAACACAGGCGCAGGGUACAACGUUGAUCACACCGGCUUGUACGGUAGCCCCUCGUUCCCAAGCUCAAGCUCUAGCUAUCCAGGCUCGGCGGCUCCAUACCCGGGUACCGGCUACAACAGCAUUCUAUAUCCGUACGAUAGCAACGCCCCUCGCUAG
Molecule: messenger RNA, 1035 nt
Organism: Didymella exigua CBS 183.55
Lineage: Eukaryota; Fungi; Ascomycota; Dothideomycetes; Pleosporales; Didymellaceae
Exons: 1
Coding region: 1-1035 (344 amino acids)
Source: RefSeq, a predicted model, not a curated record